Molecule: messenger RNA, 2249 nt
Organism: Pogona vitticeps (central bearded dragon)
Lineage: Eukaryota; Metazoa; Chordata; Lepidosauria; Squamata; Agamidae
Source: RefSeq, a predicted model, not a curated record
GGGGCGUCGCAGGGGAUCCCCGAUGGACCUGGACGUGGACUACGAGCGCCCCAACGUCGAGACCAUCAAGUGCGUGGUGGUGGGCGACAACGCGGUGGGCAAGACCCGCCUCAUCUGCGCCCGGGCCUGCAACGCCACCCUCACCCAGUACCAGCUGCUGGCCACCCACGUGCCCACCGUCUGGGCCAUCGACCAGUACCGCGUCUGCCAGGAGGUAGGGGACAAAGGACCGCCACCUGCACCACCAGCCCCCCCCGUCCCUCUCCCCGGCCGCCUUGCCUGGUCGGACGUGGUGGUGCUUUGCUUCUCCUUGGCCAACCCCAAUUCCCUCAAGCACGUGAAGAGCAUGUGGUACCCGGAGAUCAGGCACUUCUGCCCACGGACCCCAAUCGUGCUGGUGGGCUGCCAGCUGGACCUUCGCUACGCAGACCUGGAGGCCGUCAACCGGGCGCGCCGCCCGCUGGCCAAGCCCAUCAAGCCUUCUGACAUCCUGCCCCCCGAGUGUGGGCACGAAGUGGCCAAGGAGCUGGGCGUCCCCUACUACGAGACCAGCGUGGUGGCCCAGUUUGGCAUCAAGGACGUCUUUGAUAACGCCAUCCGAGCCGCCCUCAUCUCCCGGCGCCACCUGCAGUUCUGGAAGUCCCACCUCAAGAAGACGCAGCACCCGCUUUUGCAGGCCCCCUUCCUGCCCCCUAAGCCCCCGCCGCCAAUCAUCCAUAUCCCUGACCCCAUGCCGGGGGAAGGCCGGGGCCCCACCGACCUUUUCCACGAGCCCCUCUGCGCGGACGUCGUCUUCUGCCUGCAGGGGGGCCACCGGGUGUUUGCCCACCGGGUCUACCUGGCCACCUCCUGCUCCAAGUUCUACGACCUUUUCAUGCUGGACUUGGCCGGGGAGGCCGGGGAGGGCCUCAAGGAGCCGGCCAGCAGGACAAAAAGUCUCGAUGCCGACAAGGGCUCUCUGGCGGGGGCGGGGGCCGCCACUGCCGCCGCCUCCUCCUCCCUCCGGGCGUCCCAGAGCGACGACCCACUGCGCUUGGCCCUGCCACCCCGGGAACUCUCCGGCUGGGGUCGAGGCUUCGUCCGCAUGGGCCGGGAGGCGGUGCGCGACCCCGUGACCCAGCAGGAGAAGCCCAUGACGGCGGUCUACAUGGACGGGCUGGUGCCAGUGGGGCCUUUCCGGGCCGUCCUGGAGUACCUGUACACGGGCCAUCUGGAGCCGCACCGAGCCGACCUCAUGCAGGUGGCGGCCAUGGCAGAGCUGCUGGAGGUCUUUGACUUGCGCAUGAUGGUGGCCAACAUGCUCAACAAGGAGAGCUUCAUGAACCGCGAGAUCACCAAGGCCUUCCACGUCCGCCGAGCCAACCGGAUCAAGGAGUGUUUGAACAAAGGCACUUUUGCUGAUGUGGUGUUUCUGGUCGAUGACGGAUCCGUGCCAGCCCACAAGCCGCUGCUCCUUGCGGGUUGUGACUUCAUGGUGGCGCUGUUUGGCGGCACCUUCCGGGAGAGCUGCGCCACGGAGGUGUCCCUUCCGGGCACCAACAGUGCCUGCCUGCGAGCCGUGCUGGAGUUCCUCUACACGGGCCACUUUGUCCCCACCCCGGACCUGGACGCCACGGAGCUGCUGGUGCUCACCAACCGCCUUUGCCUGACCCGCCUGCAGGCCCUGACUGAGCAGUAUGCUGUGGACGAGCUGGUCCAUGCCAGCCUGCAACAGGUGGAAAUAGAUGCACAGGUCAUCCUCUACCUGGAGAUGACACAGUUUCACAACGCCCACCAGCUGGCCGCGUGGUGCCUCCAUUACCUCUGCACCAACUACAACAGCGUCUGCCGCCGCUUCCCCAGGGAGAUGAAGGCGAUGUCUCCAGGUAAACGCCUGGGCCCCACCUUUGGGAGGAGCACCACCAGGCUGCGGGGGGGCAGGGGGGAAAACGACCCGAGGCCGCCGGGAGAGUGCCGUGUUGUGUGUGUGUGCGGCACAAAACUCUCUUGGUACCUGAAGGAGGAGGACCGCUACCGGCGCUUGCAGAAGGAGCGGGAGCUGGAGGAGGAGAUGCUGCGGAAACAGCACCCUCGCAGCAAGUGGUGCUUCUGGCGGCCCCACCCAGCCCGCCACAUCUCUUGAGCCCCCCUCGGGGCACCCCCUACGGCCCACAAGGGGGGAAAAAGUGGGGGGGGCACGACACCACACAGUCUUGCUCGCCAUCCUGCCUUUGCCGGGGAGGGAGCCGGCUGGCCGGCCAGCGCGGGGG